Malania oleifera is the source of this 1646-nucleotide messenger RNA. Its product is annotated as CBS domain-containing protein CBSX5-like. The coding region runs from base 147 to 1373 and encodes 408 amino acids. The record is from RefSeq and is a predicted model, not a curated record. NCBI's taxonomy places the organism in Eukaryota, Viridiplantae, Streptophyta, Magnoliopsida, Santalales, Ximeniaceae. The transcript is spliced from 2 exons.
GCCCUUAUAAAUUCUCGCUCAUCCCCCGUUCAUUUCUAACACCGCCAUUGACAUACUUCCAGACCUUUGUCUCCGUCUCUCUAGCCAAUUCUCUCCCUCUCUCUCUCUCUCUCUCUCUCUCUCUGUUUGCGUGCGUUGAUUUGUGCAUGGCAGUGAGUCUGUUGGCGCAUGAGGUGUCCGACGUAUGCCUUGGGAAGCCGGCGCUGAGGUCGCUGCCCGUCUCCGCCACCGUCGGCGACGCCGUGUCGGUCCUGAAGAGGUCCGGCGAGAGCUUUGUGAGCGUGUGGAGCUGCGACCACGCGUUUAAGGCGACAAAGAUCGGGUUGAUCGCCGCCAAUAAUUUCGAAGAGGAGGAGGAGAAGGAUUGCCGAUGCAUAGGCAAAGUUUGUAUGGUAGACGUGCUCUAUUUCCUAUGUAACGAGGAGAAUCUCUCGCGUCCUUCCUUUGCGCUGCAAUCGCCGGUCUCUGUUCUUCUCUCCGAAUCCCCUCCCGGACUCGUUCGGCAUCUCGAGCCCACCGCCAGCUUGCGGGAGGCCAUAGAUUUGAUCCUGAAAGGCGCACAGAACCUGGUGGUCCCAAUUCAGACCCCCACCGCGCUCUCCACCUCCAGGAAAAAGCUCCUCAUCAAACCGCCGUCGCCGGACGCCACCCUCACACUCCACGGCGGCUGCCGCCAGUACUGCUGGCUCACCCAAGAAGACCUCAUCCGCUUCCUCCUCAACUCCAUCGGCAUCUUCUCCCCAACCCCCGCACUCUCCCUCCAAUCCCUCGAUAUAAUCGACACCCACAACCUCCUCGCCGUCCACUACCACGACCCUGCUUCCGCCGCCCUCCCCGCCAUAGCCCGCUCCCUCGUCGACCAGACCUCCGUCGCCGUAGUCGACGACGACGGCAAGUUGAUCGGAGAAAUCUCGCCCCUCACUCUCGCGGGCUGCGAUGAAACGGUGGCGGCCGCCGUCGCGACUCUCUCCGCCGGCGACUUGAUGUCGUACAUCGACUGCGGGGGACCGCCGGAGGACUUGGUCCAGGCGGUGAAGGCCAGGCUCGAGGAGAGGAAUCUAGGAGCAGUUAUAGAGCUAAUGGAAGAAGAUCAGUCAUUGUCUUCAGUUUCUUCGCUUUCGUCGUGUUCGUCUUCGGACGAGGAGUUUGGGUUGGGGAAGGGAAUCAGGGCUCGCUCCGGCCGGCACUCGAACAGAAUGGUGAGGAAAUCGGAAGCCGUGGCUUGCUAUCCGGGGAGUUCGCUGGUGGCGGUGAUGAUUCAGGCGCUCGCCCAUCGGGUGAAUUACGUGUGGGUGGUGGAAGAGGACUAUAGCUUGGCCGGAAUUGUGACAUUCUACGGUAUGCUGAAAAUUUUCCGGCAACACGUUCGGUAGAGAUGGAAUUCAUAGAGGGCUGGAACAGAGAAGUUCCAGUGACAUAUUGCCAAGAAUGGUCUUACGCGAAGACAUUGUUUGGAAAUGAGAGGGGAACAAAUUAUGAGGUUGAUUUUUAUGUGUUGCCAGUUACUGUUAUUGUGAGGGUUUGGAUAUUUAGCGGGACGAUGAUUUGUGCUGCCGUGGCUGUUUCUAGUUUUAAUGACUUGCUGAGGCAACUGUAGAGCCGUUUUUUUUAAUAAAAAUAAGAAAAAAAAUAUGCAUUCAACUUGA